Messenger RNA from Eriocheir sinensis (Chinese mitten crab), 1955 nucleotides. RefSeq lists its product as uncharacterized. Lineage: Eukaryota; Metazoa; Arthropoda; Malacostraca; Decapoda; Varunidae. The transcript has 4 exons. The record is from RefSeq and is a predicted model, not a curated record. The coding region runs from base 492 to 1775 and encodes 427 amino acids.
GUAGAAAAAGAUGAGUGGAGUAAAGGUUUAGUAUGAGAGCAAGGAGGAGGAGGAGGAGGAGGAGGAGGCCAGUGGUCCAGCCAGCCCACCCUGACCCUCAAAACUAACAGGGCAACAAGACACAGCUGAGAACAUAACCUCCCUUGUCUGUCCUGACCUUCAGAGAUGCAUUCUAUUACAGUGUUUGGACAAGAAUUGCUCUGCUCUCUAUAACACAUGAAGGACUGCAGGGGAGUGUGUUUUCCUUCCUAGAACUAGACCCUGUAGGAUAGAGGCCUCUGGCAACUGAGAAAGGAGGAGGCAACGCUUAACUCCUGCCAGUCGCCCAGCUGCCUCAUUACAGUGAUCACGUGUGCCCCUCUGAACGGAUUAUACUCGUAAAUAAUUCUCAUUUCGUCGCUGGAGUUGGUCACGUCAACACACACACACACACACACACACACACACACACACGCUCGCUCCGCCCCCGCCCACACACACGCCCAGCAGACAUGAAGACACGUCCCUGCUCCCUGCUGCUGCUGCUGGCGGCGUCUCUGAGCCAGGGAACUCAGAGAUGCACCGAGGAUGCCAUAGUGCUCAGAGUAGGGGAGGCCCGCAUCACGGCCAACAACGGAACAUGGAAUUUUGGUGGUGAUUUUUUCAAGACCAUGUACCUGUGGCCCGAGGAAGGCUUCAGGGGCGUGGGUCUCCAGGCUCUCACGGACACCGCCACAGGACCGGUGAGCCUGGCCGCGUGGUUCCCCGAGGACAUCUUCCCCGACGUCACCAAAGCCGCCUGGUGGGAGUUGGAGGUGUAUGUGAUUCGCUGGAGUGACCGUGUGAGGUUCGAUGUACGUCUUGGUGAUAGUUGGAAGAUGUGUUUCUCUUUGGUCACCAUUGACAAGCUACAGAGUGUGGCAGUGGUGGGUUACGGGGCCUCUAGAUGGAGACACGACACACCACCACCUGGCUGCCACUAUCAAGGACUUAACCCACUGACCCAGCUACAAACAACUACUUGCACGGCGCCCUUAAUCAUCACACUAGCCACUCCGCCCACUCCACCAGCCACUCCGCCCACUCGACCAGCCACUCCGCCCACUCCACCAGCCACUCCGCCCACUCCACCCACUCCACCAGCCACUCCGCCCACUCCACCCACUCCACCAGCCACUCCGCCCACUCCACCAGCCACUCCGCCCACUCCACCAGGCACUCUGCCGACUCCACCAGCCAUUACACCCCCUCCCACGCCAUUACCCACUACACCCCAAUCCACCCCAGAAGCCACUACAUGCCCGCCCAUUCUAGUGGAGGUGGCAGAGAUGACGGCAGUUUUGACCGUGAUAACCGGGGACAUGUACCACACACUACAGCGUCUCGAAGCGGAUCAAAAAGCGGCCCGGGGUCCUGCCUGGCCCGGAACGCACCACGCCCGGCCGCGGCCCACUCCCACGCCACUACCCACUACACCCCCUCCCACGCCACUACCCACUACACCCCCUCCCACGCCACUACCUACUACACCCCCUCCCACGCCACUACCCACUACACCCCCUCCCACGCCACUACCCACUACACCCCCUCCCACGCUACUACCCACUACACCCCAAUCCACCCCAGAAGCCACUACAUGCCCGCCCAUUCUAGUGGAGGUGGCAGAGAUGACGGCAGUUUUGACCGUGGUAAUCGGGGACAUGUACCACACACUACAGCGUCUCGAAGCGGAUCAAAAAGCGGCCCGGGGUCCUGCCUGGCCCGGAACGCACCACGUCCGGCCGCAUUCUCAGUGAGUCCGGAACAGCCCGACCUCCACGAGAAAUGGACCAAUCACAGCGCGCGCUGAGCCAGGCCACGCACUGCCCGCUGGUGACGUCAUUGCUUAGACUCUAUAUACACAGUUGUAUCACAUAUACGCCCCGUGAUUGUCUCCAUGUAUCUCCCUUAAGGACAAUAAACAGCCAUUGAAUAUA